This is a messenger RNA of Ruditapes philippinarum (Manila clam), 1053 nucleotides long. RefSeq lists its product as uncharacterized. The coding region runs from base 1 to 921 and encodes 306 amino acids. NCBI's taxonomy places the organism in Eukaryota, Metazoa, Mollusca, Bivalvia, Venerida, Veneridae. The transcript is spliced from 6 exons. The record is from RefSeq and is a predicted model, not a curated record. Gene Ontology annotation, molecular function: calcium ion binding.
AUGAGUUGUAAUGGACUAGUCAACACGGAUUCAUGUACGGUGACGCAAAACAUUGCUGAAUCGGAAUGUUCAAAAAUUGGAAAAGAAAUCUGUUUUAUACUUGUGGUGAGCCUAUUGCUUGUGACUAUUCUGAAAACAGCUGAAUCGGACGCAGCUGAAAGAGCUUCAAAGGUUGAGAUCUCAGUAGCAACAGCGAUUGGUGGUAGUCGGAAGGUGGUAGUGUACCACGAAAAUGCAAUAAGAGUUUUCAAAUCGUUCACAUUCGAUCCAGUGAAAGCUCGUUACGUCAGAAUUACUUUAAGGGACAAGCAGGGAUAUCUUCAUCUAUGUGAAGUGGAAGUUUUUGAGCAAAAGUCUCCUGUUGAUGACUGUGCUGCUAAGCCAUGUUUGAACGGCGGUGUGUGCACUGAUGGGAUCAAUAGCUUCACAUGUACAUGUGCGCCUGGCUUUUAUGGAAAUACCUGUGAAAAAGCAAAAAGUAAAAAUGUUAUGGUUUAUAUACUGGUAUUUUUGCUUCAUCUCUCGUUAACCUUUCCCGUUGAUGGAAAUGCUGAUACCACUGUUUAUAACCACCAUUGUUUCCAUACUAAAAACAGCACGAGUCCCUGGUGGCAAGUUGAUCUUCAGGGUGUAUAUUACAUACGUCAAGUUAAUAUCACCAACAGAAAGGACUGCUGCACUGAUAGAGCUUCAAAAGUUGAGGUCUCCGUGGCAACAGUGGAUGGUGGUAAUCGGACGGUGGUAGCGUAUCAUGAAGGUUCAAUAGGUCCAUUCAAAUCAUUUAAAUUUGAUCCAGUGAAAGCUCGUUUCGUCAGAAUAACUUUAAAGGACAAGACUGAAUUGUUUCACCUAUGUGAAGUGGAAGUAUUUGGAUACAGUAAGUCGACAUUUUCAUUCAGAAUUCAUGUGUGUUUCUGUUAAGUUAAAGGGAUUAUCAAGUAUAAUUAUAUAACAUUCUUUAGCAACAUCAGAAAUAUGUCUCCUUUUAUUUAUCUACAGUUGAAGCUGUCUGUAUUUUAAACGAAAUGUAGGUAACAUGAUUUUAUUUUCAUA